This is a messenger RNA of Diospyros lotus (date-plum), 1111 nucleotides long. Its product is annotated as probable xyloglucan endotransglucosylase/hydrolase protein 33. The transcript has 4 exons. The coding region runs from base 45 to 1049 and encodes 334 amino acids. The record is from RefSeq and is a predicted model, not a curated record. Gene Ontology annotation, molecular function: hydrolase activity, hydrolyzing O-glycosyl compounds; xyloglucan:xyloglucosyl transferase activity. NCBI's taxonomy places the organism in Eukaryota, Viridiplantae, Streptophyta, Magnoliopsida, Ericales, Ebenaceae. Gene Ontology annotation, cellular component: cell wall; apoplast. Gene Ontology annotation, biological process: xyloglucan metabolic process; cell wall biogenesis.
AACUAAGCAAAACCUCAUCAACUCCCUCGCAACUUUCCCACCACAUGAAUUGUAUAAAAACCAUGCUUACCCCAAGCUCUGUUCUUCAUCCACUUAACAAAAACAUGGCCUUUGUUCAACAGAAACCGCUCUUAUUUAGCCUCAUAAUCUUCUGUUUUAUAGCCGCAGCCUCGUCUCGGGGACCCAUCUACGCGCCUCCCAAUGUCCCGCGCUUAACUGACAGUUUCGGGCACGUUCCGAUUGAUCAAGGCUACUCUGAAUUUUUUGGACACCCCAAUAUCCAGCUGACGAACAAUGGCUCCAAUGCCAAUCUCACUCUGGACAAGGUCUCUGGCUCUGGAUUGGCCUCUAGGAGCAAAUACAAGUAUGGGUUUUUCAGUGCUGCAAUAAAGCUACCUUCUGGUCUCACAUCUGGAGUUGUUGUAGCUUUCUAUCUGUCUAAUGCAGAUGUUUUCCCACACAACCAUGAUGAAAUUGACGUAGAAUUGCUUGGUCAUGAGAAGGGAAGGGAUUGGGUGCUGCAAACUAAUAUUUAUGGCAAUGGAAGUGUGCAUACAGGGAGAGAAGAGAAGCUUUACCUAUGGUUUGACCCAACACAGCAAUUCCAUUUAUACAGUAUCCUCUGGAACAAUCACCAUAUAGCGUUUUUUGUGGACAAUGUACCGGUAAGGGAGUUCAUCCACAGUAAUGCUAGCUCUUCCAUUUACCCAUCAAAACCGAUGUCGGCUUAUGCAACAAUAUGGGAUGCAUCAGAGUGGGCUACUCACGGAGGAAAAUACCCGGUUAAUUACAAGUAUGCACCAUUUGUCGCUUCAUUUGGUGAGAUGGAAAUGGAGGGCUGCAUAUGGAAUACAACAGGCUCUGCUUCCCCAUGUUCUAGGAGAAGUCUUUCGAGCUCGGAUCCAGUUGAUGGAGAAACUUUUGCCAAGCUAUCACAGGAACAGAUCAAUGGGUUGCAAUGGUCAAGGAGGAAACUUAUGUUUUACUCAUACUGUAAAGAUACUGCCAGAUAUAAAGUUAUACCGCCAGAGUGCAAAGACAGUAGUUAAUUAAUCCACAAAUCGAAUAGUAUUCUUUAUUUUUUCAAUAAACAAAGAUCAAUCGAAUCCUU